CUCAUUGAUCACUGCACAAAGCGGCAAACUUUACUCGUCACUGCGAAUUGUUUAUCGUAUGUGUGUAUUGACUUUUUGCGCGAAUUUCAGCUAAAGUAUUCGCAAAUAAAGUGAGAUAAUUGCUGUGAUCGAUUAAUUGUUAAGGAUUCAGAUAAUUAAAAAUGGUUCUUACGAAAGAAUAUCGCAUUUGUAUGCCACUUACUACGGAAGAGUACCGCAUUGGUCAAUUAUACAUGAUUGCCAGACAUAGUCAUGAACAAUCGGAUAAUGAUGAAGGAGUAGAAGUAGUAGAAAAUAGUGCAUGUGAAGAUCCUGUUCAUGGGAAAGGCCAGUAUACUGAGAAAAGAAUUCAUCUUUCCAGUAAACUCCCUUAUUGGAUACAGUCUAUUCUACCACGAAUAUUUUAUGUGACGGAGAAAGCAUGGAACUACUAUCCUUUCACUAUCACAGAAUACACUUGUUCCUUCAUACCAAAGUUUCACAUAGCAAUAAACACGCGGUAUGAAGAUAACAAUGGCUCAACUGAAAAUUGCUUAGGAUUGUCGCCCAUUGAAUUGAUCCAUCGAGAGGUCGAUUUUGUAGAUAUUGCAUACGAUGAGAUCUCCGCAAAGCAUUAUAAAGAAGAGGAAGAUCCAAAGUUUUAUCAAUCACAACGAACGGGUCGCGGCCCUUUAGUUGAAGGUUGGAGAGAUACAACACAACCAAUAAUGUGCUCUUACAAAUUGGUUCAUGCCUCAUUCGAAGUUUGGGGUAUGCAAACGCGAGUGGAGGAUUUUAUACAUAGAUGUAUAAGGGACAUCCUGCUAUUGGGCCACAGACAGGCCUUCGCCUGGAUCGAUGAGUGGUAUGACAUGACACUGGAGGAUGUACGGCAAUACGAACAGAAGAUGCAAACUGAAACAAACGAGAAAGUUAGGCUGAGGAAUCAGCUCAACGAAAAGCCGACCAACACACCAUCCACGUCCGUGCCGGCCACGCCGACUAUGCCGACCACGCCGACCACGCCGACCACGCCGACGGCAAAAUCGCCAACACAAAAUCGUUCUUGGUUCUCUUGGUCGUAGCUACAAUUAAUAUAACAAUCGAUCCCGUCCGCUGCAACAGCUUUUUGUUGCUUCGGUUAAUAUUGCGCGAAGGAAACGAAUGACAUUCUCUAUUUCCCACGUUCAUGUAUAUAUUGAGUGUUCCAGAGAUUGCGCGAAUCGGUAACUACGACAUAUUCUUAAAAUAAAUUUUGCAGUAUAUAAAUUAAUCAGUGAUCUAUGAAAUUUUCUUUGAGAUAAGAAAAUUUUCGAAAGUACAACUAAAUUUAUUUUUAUUACUAAUUUAAUUUCGUUAAAUAAUUCAGCGUCUUUUGUGAAAGUUUGUUUUAUGAAGAAUUAAAAAAUAAUUAUAAAUAAUGGCUUUAAUUUCAAAGAAGAAAAAAACCAAUCUUUUAUUAAAAGAAUACGUCUAUAAUUAUUGAUUAUUGCUUUUCUUCUGGGACGUCUCGUAUACAUACAUAUGUGUAGUUCCUUACAUGUAGGCUUGUUGUGUUUUUACUUCCGUUUGGAUGUAUCAUGGAAGAACGCACUCGAAAACGUCGCACUGUAUGCGGUUAGACUGCUCACUUUUAAGGAUUCAAUCUCAAAAACGCCUAAACAGAAAACUGGUCUAAGUCAUCCUGAAAAUGGCGUGAAGACAUGUGAAAUACCUUUGUCUUUUCUAUAACUAGUUUAGAUUUAAUUUAAAUCACACAUUUACAAUCACACCUUGUACAUCCUCAUAAAUUCCAUUCGCGUUUUGUUGGUGAGUUAGCAAUAAAUUAUUACUUUUAUCGUGCAAAAUUGUAUCCUAUAAUUUAGUAUACCAAAUUUUUAUUUACCAUGUGAUGUAGAGGCACUUGAAAAUAUACAUGGAAAUAUAUGUGUUUGCAAAUAA
Linepithema humile (Argentine ant) is the source of this 1920-nucleotide messenger RNA. RefSeq names its product cytoplasmic phosphatidylinositol transfer protein 1 (gene rdgBbeta). Gene Ontology annotation, molecular function: phosphatidylinositol binding; phosphatidylinositol transfer activity. The record is from RefSeq and is a predicted model, not a curated record. Gene Ontology annotation, cellular component: cytoplasm. NCBI's taxonomy places the organism in Eukaryota, Metazoa, Arthropoda, Insecta, Hymenoptera, Formicidae. Gene Ontology annotation, biological process: phospholipid transport.